UCAAUUGUGCUGAAAAUGGUUUUAGAAAAAAACGGAGGAGUCGCACUCGCCCAUCCCUUGCAAGGCGAGGAGAUCGUCAUUACCGGGAUGUCUGGGCGUUUUCCCGAGUCGGACGACGUAUACCAGUACAGGAGCAACAUCUACAACAAAGUCGACAUGAUCACCAGUGAUAAUCGACGCUGGUUACCGACCAACCCCGAGAUACCCCAUCGUAUUGGUAAAAUUAAUCAUCUCGAAAAACUGGACGCUGGUCAAUUUGGUUUGCAUUACCACGAAGCCAACCAGAUGGAUCCCAUGGUCAAGAUUACCUUGGAGAAGGCGUACGAGGCGAUCGUUGAUGCUGGUUACAACGAGAGCGAGAUGGACGGUGCGGACUGUGGUGUCUUCAUAGGGUGCUGCUUUUCGGAAAGCGAGGAGGUCGUGCUUAUGGCGACGAUUGCCAGUCCGAACUUUGGCGUGACAGGGGGUUCUCGAUCGGUGACUGCCCAACGAAUCAGUCACUACUUCAAUCUACGAGGGCCAUCGCAUACUAUUGACACGGCGUGUAGCAGCUCACUUUACGCAUUGGAGCACGCGUACCGAGCCAUUCGGACUGGUCGCUGCGACAGCGCAUUGGUUGGUGGAGUCAGCUUGUGCCUAAACCCCACAACGUCCCUGCAGUUUUUUCGGUUAGGCGUUCUGAGUGCGGACGGGAUGUGCAAACCGUUUGAUGAAGACGCGAAUGGAUACGCACGCUCCGAGACCGUUUCCGUUGUGUUCCUGCAGAAAGCUAAGGAUGCUCGACGAAUUUACGCACAGUUGCUGCACACAAAAACAAACAGCGACGGUUACAAAGAGCAAGGGAUCACGUUCCCGUCGAGCGAAAUGCAAAAGGUCCUCUUAGACGACGCGUACGAGGAGUGCCAAGUGGAUCCCGCCGUAGUCGAUUUCCUCGAAGCUCACGCCACCGGUACCAAGGUCGGCGAUCCCGAGGAAAUGACCGCGAUGGAACAAGUCUUCUGCACCAACCGCGACAGACCACUGAUUGUCGGCUCUGUCAAGUCUUACCUUGGUCAUCCAGAGGGCGCUAGUGGAAUGUGUUCGCUGGUCAAGGUUCUGGUCGGAAUGGAGGACGACUGCAUUUUGCCAAACAUCAACUACAACAAACCGCGGCAAAGCAUAAAGGCUUUGGUCGAUGGUAGAAUGGUGGUCCCUGUGGACAGAACGUCGUGGCCGGAAAACGGUUCGGGGGUGGUUGCGAUUAACUGCUUCGGCUUUGGUGGGUCGAACGCGCACCUUAUUCUUAAGAGGUUCGAGCAACGAAAGGUUAAUGGAGGACUGCCCGAAGAUGACUUACCACGACUCAUAUGCGUUAGUGGUCGCGCACCGGAAUCGCUGAAAGCCAUCUUUGAUGACAUCGGUGGGCGUAAACUGGACGCUGAGUAUUGCAGGAUACUUCAAGAGGUAUUCAAGAGUCCUAACUUUGAGCACCCUUACCGUGGGUACAUCAUCCACUCCAAGAUUGGCGAGCUGAAACGGAGCUCGACAAGGUUCGACAGUAAGAGUCGCGUAUGUCUGCUCCUUCCAAGAACAAGCUUGGAGCUCCUGGAGAUCGGCAGUAGACUCUUCAAAUUUUCAGCUUUUUCCGCGACCGUACAGAGAAUCGCAUCACUCCUGCCGCCCCAGGUUGAUAUAUCCAAGAUAAUCAAAAAUUGCGAAUGCAACAGCGGGCGAGAAUUAGUACUCGCGAAUUUAGGCAUUCAGCUCGCCUUCAUCGAGCUGCUCAAGGAGUUGAAUUUAUCGUUAGACUACACGGGGGGGAUGUCCAUCGGGGAGUUAUCCGCUGGUUACGCAAAUGGGCGGAUCAACCUCGAACAGGCACUCGCGGUCGGGUACGAAAUUUCUCGGCUGGUGAGCGACGAUCUGCGUCUGGAGCACGCCAUAAGUACCAAAAGCUCGGUGCUGUUGACCCGGCUACAAAAAGUGCUACCCCAUCCAGAAGUGAUACUUCAUAGUCUACUAAAUCCGAAACCUUUGGAGGAACGCUUGUUGCAACAGAGUCGCUAUCCCGACCUAGCCGUUGUCGUGCUUGGUUCCGAUCAAAUUCGGCUGAACGGUUUCACCUUCUUGCACAUUUCGAGCUUGGAUGUCGUGACCUCAUUUCUGGAUGUGGUGGGAAGCCUUUACAUGUUGGGUCACAAUCUCAACGUGGAAGCUCUGUACCCUCCAGUCAAGUGGCCGGUUAGUCGAGGUACGCCCAUGAUCUCGCCACUAAUCAAGUGGAACUACGACAUGGAUUGGUUUACAAAACUUCACACGAAGAAGGUCUUGCAUAAGGGAAUUAACGUUAUUCCUCUGGUUAAUAAGGAGAUUGACUGGACUAUCCUACCAGGGCACGUCAUUGAUGGUAUGACGAUAAUGCCCGCAACCGGGUACCUCUUCAUGGUCUGGGAGACGUACUGUAAAAUUGUGGACGUUCCAAUAGCCGGUUCUCGGGUGCGCUUCGACAACGUGCGAUUCCACAAAGCCGUCCACAUUUCCAAAAUAUCGGAGAUGGAAUUCAAGAUCAUCAUCGGCCGAGGAACGAACAGAUUUGAGAUCGCAGACGCCGACGAAGUGAUCGUUUCCGGAAGCAUACACACUCUCUCAGAAACGGAUGAAUUUAUUGACCUUGCCUUGUCACCGGAAGAUGACGAGGGAAUCUCUUUUGCGUCCAAAGAUAUUUACAAAGAACUACGUCUUCGGGGUUAUAACUAUUCAGGAGCGUUUCGCGCCCAGGAGGAAAGCCAUAUUUCCGGAUUGAUCAGCUGGAUUAAAUGGGACCGUAAUUGGAUCGCAUUCAUCGAUAACAUGCUGCAGACGAAACUUCUCGGAGAAGAUACCCGAAGUCUGUACGUCCCCACGUUCAUCGGUCAUUUGAAGAUUGACGCCAUGAAGCACUUCGAGUACGUUAAGCAGUUGGACAACCCAUCUCUACUGCCUGUGUACAACCAUCGCGAGGCAGAUGCCAUCAGCUGUGGAGGUAUCGAGCUGCGGAAGCUCUACGCUACGCCAAUUCUGCGCCGGAAGGUGACAGCCGAGCCGGUCUUGGAGACGCACAAGUUCGUACCGUUUGACACCGAGCUGCCCAUGCAGUCUGCGGUGCGCGUCCUGGUGCAGAUCUUCCUUGAGAACACACUCUCGCUGAAGGUUAAGAUCGUGGAAGUCGCGCAAACUGACGCGAUUGCUCCAAUUCUGCAAGAGGCGUUGGAUGAUCAGCCGCUGGUUAAGACUGAAGUUACAAUUUUGGGAGACGAAAACCUGACUGCCCCAAAUUUGAAAGUCCACAACAAGGCGUUGUCCGCCGAGAAGAAAUGCGCGAUAGUCAUUCUCGAGGGUGCAUCGGGUAACCUUAAACUACUCACGGAGGCUAAAGGGGCUCUUAAGGAGAACGGCAUUAUUAUCUCAAGGGAGAAAGGUGGGUUCGCUUCAAAUUUCCCUGGUCUGGCGAUUUUGGCGCAAGUAAAAACUGAAAUGGAAACGCUGGUGUUGCUGAGGAAGGUUGUGGGUUAUGCGAAAGAGCAUGUGAUCAUGGCCAAGUUUGAUGGUACGGCUUACGACUGGUUGCCCAAACUUCAGAGUGCCAUGCGAAAUGAAACCAAAACGUUGGUGGUGGUUCAAAAUGAGCUCCUCAGCGGCGUACUCGGCUUUGUCAAUUGUCUAAGGCGCGAACCUGGAGGAAGGAACUUGAAAUGCGUGUUUGUUCAGGACGAGGACGUUAAAUUUAACCUCUCCGAUCCACGCUUCAGCGAACAGCUGAGCAAAGACUUAGCAAUUAACGUGUUGAACCAAGGCGCUUGGGGUGGCUAUCGCCAUCUGCCGCUGGAGCGCUUGAAGGAGGUUGAAAGGCAGCACGUCUUCUGCAACCAGAACGUCGUUGGAAACUUGUCGACGCUCAGUUGGGUCGAAGGAUUGCUCUCACGAGAGAACACUAAGGAACCCCAACGGACGGUUAAGGUAUACGCCAGUUCCAUCAACUUCAUGAAUGUUAUGCUGGCUUCCGGUCGUGUUCCUUCGGAGGCGUACACAAAGGAUCGGCUUAUUUUGGCCACAUCGCAAGGUAUUGAGUACGCUGGGAUUGAUGCAAGGGGCGAGAGGGUAAUGGGAAUUGUACAGUUGGGGGCUAUGGCCAGUUCCGUUAUCCCUGAUGGGGAGAUGAUCUGGAAGAUACCGAGUGAGUGGACCAUGGCGCAGUCUGUCAGUGUUCCCAUUACCUACUCGACGGUGUUGUGCAGUUUCUUCGUGAGCGCCCAUCUCAAACCGGGACAAAGUCUUCUGAUACACUCCGGAGCUGGAGGCGUAGGGCAGGCCGCCAUUCAUAUCGCCUUGUUCUACAAGUGCCAAAUAUUUACCACUGUAGGUACCGAGGAGAAGAGGAAGUUCAUCAUGGAAACAUUCCCUGAAAUACCAGCUAGCCACAUCGGCAACUCGCGCGACACCUCCUUCGUGCAGAUGGUUUUAAAGCACACGAAAGGUAGGGGAGUCGACUUGGUUCUAAACUCCUUGGCCGAAGCAAAACUAAAAGCGACUGUUCAGUGCCUUGCGCCGAAAGGCUACUUCGUCGAGAUAGGCAAAUACGACUUGGUCAAUAGCAGCAAACUUGCACUCUCUGUACUUAGCGAAGGGCGUAGGUAUGCCGGCUGCAUGUUGGAUAUGUACUUCAGGGACUUCCACAAUCAAAAGCACACACUUCAACAAAUUCUGAGUAAAUUCCUGAAACAAGGGGCGGUUAAGCCUUUGUCCCUUACCACCUUCAACAUGGACCAAGUCGAAGAAGCCUACCGUUACAUGGCGGCAGGUAAACACAUCGGAAAAGUCGUCGUCAAGGUUCGCGAUGAAAACCAGCAAUCGCCCGAACUUUUCAAGGCUCUCCCAAGAUUCUCCUGCGAUCCUUGCAUGACGUAUAUCAUUUUAGGAGGCUUGGGAGGAUUUGGACUGGAAUUGGUUGAUUGGUUGAUACUAAGAGGUGCACGCAAGUUAGUUUUGGUCUCUAGAAAUGGUGUUCGAAAUGGCUACGCUGCGUCCAGGCUGAGGGCUUGGAAAACGUACGAGGCCGUCGUAAAGGUGGCCACAGAGGACGUCACCACCGAAAAGGGUUGCGCGCGGUUGUUGGAGAGCUCGGAGAAGCUUGCGCCCGUAGCCGCGAUCUUCAAUUUGGCGGUGGUUCUUCGGGACGACCUCUUCGAGAACCAGACGGAGGAGAACUUCCGAAACACGCUCUCGCCAAAGGCCCGUGCGACGCAGCACCUAGACACCUUAAGCCGACAGCACUGUCCGCGCCUACAGCACUUCGUUGUGUUCUCGUCGGUGUCGUGCGGAAGAGGAAAUGCAGGCCAGACCACUUACGGCAUGGCCAACUCCAUCAUGGAAAGAAUCUGCGAGAAAAGGAAACGGGAGGGCUACCCAGGUUUGGCAAUACAGUGGGGGGCGAUCGGAGAGGUCGGCCUGGUUGCGGAAAUGCAGGAGCAGCACAAAGAGAUUGUUAUCAGUGGCACAUUGCAACAACGUGUCGCAUCCUGUCUGAGCACCCUGGAAACCUUCCUCUUGCAAAACGAGCCCAUCGUAGCAAGUAUGGUGGUGGCGGAAAAAAAGAGCAUCGCCGAAGGCGCCGAAAACGUCAUCAACGCGAUCAGGAGCAUCAUGAAAAUAACUGACAUGAAGGCGAUCAGCGAACACGCCACCUUAUCCGAAAUGGGCAUGGACUCCAUGACCGCGGUUGAAAUUAAGCAGACACUCGAACGCGACUGUGAGGUCUUCCUAAGCCCUAAAGAAAUCCGAACCCUCACUUUCGCCAAACUAAAAGAGCGGUUAUCCAAAGAAGCAUCUGACCCCGUAGCUCCAACCCCCGCUGCGCGCAUUAACUUCUUCUUCGCCCACUUCCCCACGGAGGAGGAAUCCAAAAUACCAUUAAAGCAACUGGAAAGUUUAGCUAAGAAAGAAGAUGAGGCGCCAUUGGCGAUCUUUCUGCCGGGAAUUGAAGGAGUAGCCGAAACCAUGGAGUCCUUGGCUAAAAAGCUGAAGGCUCACGUGGAGUGCGUCCAGCACACAAACGACGCCAGCGACUUCCGCUUGGAAGCCUUCGCUAAAUCACUAUCAAAGCUAAUACCCCACGUCGAAAAUCACUUCAACCUCGUAGCAUAUUCGUAUGGUUGUGCUGUCGCGUUAGAGCUCGCUUCCACCUUAGAAGUCCGCGGAUUGCUUGGAAAAGUGAUUUUAAUCGACGGAUCUCCGGAAAUGCUAAAGGAACUGAUAAAGCAGCAGUAUCCGUCGGAACACGAGCCGGAAGCCUCCUUGGAGACCGCCAUAUUGUUUAACUUGAUCAAUUCAUACGCCCCCAUGGUGGCAACAGUAGUGCCCCGGGAAACUCUUCGCCAGUUGCGCACGUUGGAGGAUCGCGUCGACUACUUACUCGACUUGAUACCCGAAGGAGUUUCGCACUCGAAAAAGUACCAAAAGCAGGUGGCAAUCGCCGUCUGCGCGAAAACGAAAUCUGUAUACAAUUACGAGGCAAACUUUCCAAAGCUGAAGUCGGAGGUGACGCUAAUCAAGCCGAACGAAGCGUCCGUCGUAAACUACGACGAGGACUACGGACUGCAGAAGUUGUGCGAGAAACCUGUUCGAGUUCAUACGAUUGAAGGGACCCACACAACCAUCGUGCAGAAUCCUGAGCUUGCCGAUUUUAUCAAUAAAAUCAUCAGCAAUUAAUAAAUAGUUGUAGUUGAA
Messenger RNA from Photinus pyralis (common eastern firefly), 6741 nucleotides. Its product is annotated as fatty acid synthase-like. NCBI's taxonomy places the organism in Eukaryota, Metazoa, Arthropoda, Insecta, Coleoptera, Lampyridae. Gene Ontology annotation, molecular function: oxidoreductase activity; 3-oxoacyl-[acyl-carrier-protein] synthase activity; fatty acid synthase activity. The transcript is spliced from 24 exons. Bases 16 to 6723 code for a protein of 2235 amino acids. The record is from RefSeq and is a predicted model, not a curated record. Gene Ontology annotation, biological process: fatty acid biosynthetic process.